Molecule: messenger RNA, 819 nt
Organism: Camelina sativa (false flax)
Lineage: Eukaryota; Viridiplantae; Streptophyta; Magnoliopsida; Brassicales; Brassicaceae
Product: high mobility group B protein 5
Source: RefSeq, a predicted model, not a curated record
UUAAAUUUUAUUUUUUGGGGGAAAUGUGAAAUUUUUCUUCUUCUUUAAAUAAACAAACACAGCGCAUCAAAAAUAAAAUAAAAGAAAAUAUCUGGAAUCGUCGUCUCUCGCCUCAAUUUCGAAAACAAACCCUAAAUCGUUCACACAAAGACAGGUAAAGAUCUCUCGAGAUGAAAGAUAACCAAACCCAAGUCGAUGCGAGGGGCACUGAUGAUAGAUUGAAAGUUAGAGGAGGAAAGAAACUAAAGGAUCCGAACAAGCCUAAGAAACCUCCAAGUGCUUUCUUCGUCUUCCUGGACGAAUUCAGACGGGAGUUUAAUUUAGCUAAUCCUGAUAACAAAUCCGUUGCCAAUGUUGGUAAAGCUGCUGGAAAGAAAUGGAAAUCUAUGACUGAAGAAGAUAAAGCACCUUUUGUAGCCAAAUCAAUCAGCAAAAAGAAUGAGUAUGCCAUCACUUUGCAACAGUAUAACAUGGAUCUGGCUAAUGGAACCAAGACAUCUGGAGAUGAAUCUGACAAGUCCAAGCCUGCUGUAGUCAACGAGGUGAAAGAAGGUGGAGGAAGUGAAGAGAAGGCUGGAGGUGCUACUGAUUAAGGAGCUGGAUCAGUGAUUUGUGUCUCAAGUACUUCUUUCUGUUGUGUUAUCAUGUAUUAGUAGCUAGUUUACUUUUAAGGGAGAAGAAUAUAGUUUACGUUGUUCCUAUAUUUUCCCCUUUCUGUUGUUGUUAACUGUGGGAUUAUAUUCACAUGUAACUUCCAACUUCUGUUCGGAAUGAUAACUUUGGAUUUAGCUUUGAGCUUUAUUUCUACAUUUUAUGACA